Messenger RNA from Penicillium longicatenatum, 1530 nucleotides. Its product is annotated as glutamyl-tRNA(Gln) amidotransferase subunit HER2. Gene Ontology annotation, molecular function: glutaminyl-tRNA synthase (glutamine-hydrolyzing) activity. The coding region runs from base 1 to 1530 and encodes 509 amino acids. The transcript has 4 exons. Gene Ontology annotation, cellular component: glutamyl-tRNA(Gln) amidotransferase complex; mitochondrion. The record is from RefSeq and is a predicted model, not a curated record. Gene Ontology annotation, biological process: glutaminyl-tRNAGln biosynthesis via transamidation; mitochondrial translation. NCBI's taxonomy places the organism in Eukaryota, Fungi, Ascomycota, Eurotiomycetes, Eurotiales, Aspergillaceae.
AUGUCCCUUCUACGCGAGGCGGAGAAGUGCAUAGCUCAUCAACAGGCCCACGGUCUUAAUGCCUUCAUAACCCCAUUACCCCGCGCGGGCCAGUGGUUGGAUCGCGUGAGAGAGGCGGAUCGGCGCUGGGAGCAAGGAAAACAAAAGUCGGUCCUUGAUGGUCGGCUGGUAGCGAUCAAAGAUAAUAUCUGCACACGCGAACUCCCGACCACCUGCGCCUCGGGCAUCCUAGACAAAUUCGCCAGUCCGUUCAACGCGACCGUUGUUGAUCAAUUGGAGGACGCCGGAGCUAUUAUAGCAGGCAAGACCAACCUAGAUGAGUUUGGAAUGGGAUCACACUCGACCCACUCGCGGUUUGGGCUGGUCAAGAAUUUGCGACGCGACAAGGAUGGCCAAGAUCUUUCCGCAGGCGGGAGUUCAGGUGGAAGUGCAGUGGCGGUUGCAGCCGAUCAAUGCUAUGUUGCGCUUGGAACGGACACCGGAGGCUCCGUCAGACUUCCAGCGGCGUACACAGGAACCGUUGGUUUCAAACCAUCGUAUGGUUUGAUCUCGCGGUGGGGUGUCGUUGCCUAUGCCAAUUCUUUGGACACCGUCGGAGUUUUGGGAAGAAAUACAUCUAGUGUUCGAGACAUUUUCUCCAUCCUCAACCGUCAUGAUGAACGUGACCCGACCAGCAUUCCCCCUCUCUCAAGAUCGCGCAUCACUUCACACCUUCAAAUGUCACGGCUUGCAUCUCGAUUGACUUCAACUCCCCUUCGCAUCGGAGUGCCAUUGGAGUACAACAUUUCCGAACUAGCACCGUCAGUGCGGCAAGCCUGGCUAAUGUCGCUGGCCCAUUUACAAGAGCAAGGCCAUAUCAUUAAGCCUGUAUCCUUACCAGCUACUAAGCAUGCUCUAUCGGCAUAUUACGUCCUCGCCCCGGCCGAGGCGUCCUCGAAUCUAGCCAAAUAUGACGGUGUGCGGUACGGCACUCGUCAUGAUGGACCAGACAACGACGGAACUUCCGAAAGCUACCUUUACUCAAAAACGCGGGGCCACGGCUUCGGGCCAGAAGUGCAACGUCGCAUUCUUCUGGGAACGUUCAGUUUGAGCGCCGAUGCCAUGGAUAACUACUUCAUCCAGGCACAACGAGUACGUCGACUAGUCCGGCAAGACUUUGAUGCCGUAUUCCAUGCCAGCAACCCCCUUGCUACGAACGAUCUGGAUACAGGCCGUCCUGGAUCCAGUGACAACGUGGAUGUCCUCGUGUGCCCUACCGCGCCAUCCCCUCCACCCCGGCUAUCUGAUAUAACAGGUAGCUCUGCGGGCGCCUCGCCCUUGAAUUCCUAUGUCAACGAUGUGUUCACCGUUCCCGCCAGCUUGGCAGGUCUGCCUGCCAUCUCCGUGCCAGUCACUGUGGCUGGACCUGACCAGGAUUUCGAUGCGGAUGGGGUCACCGGGAUUCAAGUGAUUGGCCAGUACGGGGAUGAUGGGCUGGUGAUGCAGGUUGGAGAAUUACUCGAAGGUCGCCAGUUCGAGGGCUCGUCCUAG